AUGGUCACCAUUGGCAAUGCCCACGACGACUUGAUUCACGACGCGGUGUUAGAUUACUACGGGCGACGUCUUGCUACUUGCUCCCUGGAUAAGACCAUAAAGGUUUUCGAAGUUGAUGGCGAGAAUUACAAGUUAGCAUCCACUCUAUUCCACCAUGAAGGUCCGGUGUGGCAAGUUGCUUGGGCCCACCCCAAGUUCGGGCUGAUCCUUGCGCUGUGUUCUUACGAUGGUAAGGCCUUGAUUUGGAAACAACAGCCUCAGAAUCGAGAAUGGCAAGUUAUCGCUGAGCACACGGUGCAUCAGGCUUCAGUAAAUCUGGUUCUGUGGGCACCUCAUGAAUUAGGGGCAGUCUUAUUGUGCACUCUGAGCGACGGUAGAGUGCUGGUGGUUGACUUCAACGAGGACGGUACCACACUGUCGGUGGUGUUCGAUGCUCAUGCUAUUGGCGUCAACUCGGCGCUGUGGGCUCCAGUUUCUGACGUUAAGGACAAGCUGGCCCGGCGAUUUGUUACUUGCGGAUCUGACAAUUUGGCUAAGAUCUGGCGAUUCGACCCCAUUUCAGACAAAUACGUACAAGAGGCCACCCUUCAGGGCCACUCUGAUUGGGUUAGAGAUGUGGCUUGGCUGCCAUCUAACCUCGUCAAGCAGUACAUUGCCACUGCUUCACAAGACCGUACAGUGUUGAUUUGGUCACCUGAUGCUCAGGGCAACUGGCAGAAACAACUAUUGACUGAAGAACCUUUCCCCGAUGUAUGCUGGAGAUGUUCGUGGUCGUUGCUGGGGAACAUCCUCGCUGUGUCUGGGGGUGACAACAAGGUGAGCUUGUGGAAGGAAAACUUCCAAGGCAAGUGGGAACUGGCGGGACAGGUGGACCAGUGA
Messenger RNA from Diutina rugosa, 879 nucleotides. RefSeq names its product GTPase-activating protein (gene SEC13). Gene Ontology annotation, biological process: COPII-coated vesicle budding; protein import into nucleus; positive regulation of TOR signaling. The transcript has a single exon. Gene Ontology annotation, cellular component: nuclear pore outer ring; COPII vesicle coat. The record is from RefSeq and is a predicted model, not a curated record. Lineage: Eukaryota; Fungi; Ascomycota; Pichiomycetes; Serinales; Debaryomycetaceae. The coding region runs from base 1 to 879 and encodes 292 amino acids. Gene Ontology annotation, molecular function: structural molecule activity; protein binding.